Molecule: messenger RNA, 2156 nt
Organism: Momordica charantia (bitter melon)
Lineage: Eukaryota; Viridiplantae; Streptophyta; Magnoliopsida; Cucurbitales; Cucurbitaceae
Product: putative transcription factor bHLH041
Molecular function (GO): protein dimerization activity
Source: RefSeq, a predicted model, not a curated record
CUGUGUCCCUCAUUUUCCCCCCCACAAAAACCCAUCUCUCUCCUUCAAAUCGCCAUUAAAAUUCUUCCCUCUCUCUCUCUCUCUCUCUCUCUCUUGUUUCAUAUCAAAAACUUCAUCAACCCCUUCAAAUCUUCGUCAACAACCAUCCUACUUUUCAAUCAUUCUCUGUCUUCUCAACCAUAAAGAUUCACCUUUUUCACAUCCAUGGUUCCAGAAACUUUCAGAACAAACUGGAAUCGGAUUUGGAAAUGUCUGCCGUUAGGUGUAGACACCAGAAAGAACUGAGAGAAACAAGAAGAGAAUGCAGAUUCUUUGAAGAAAUAUAACUAAUCCUAAUCCUCUCCAUGCAGCAUCAGUUCUUCAUGGAUAUUGCCUUCCACCUCCAUGAAGGCCAACGCCAUAGCUUUCUUCAAUCUGUAAUGCAUUCCUUUGGCUGCACUUACAUUUGCCUCUGGUCGUAUCUGCCUCAGCCAUCCAACUGCUUGAGGUUCUUGGAUGGGUUAUUGCAGGAGAUAGCAGUGGAGCCAAUUUGUUCCAGUUUGGUGCAGUUGCUUUUUGGGGAAUACAGGCAAUUAGAUUUCAGUGUGGAAGAUGGACUUGUUCCAGGACGUGCCCAUAAACACAAUGUUCCUUGUCUCAAAUUGGAGGACUCCCAGCUUCAAACCUUUGCUUCUGCUGAUGUGCAGAGACAGUUUUAUGUCGCUGCAAGGAUUCAGACUUCUAUCUUCUUGGGGAGCAUCAAUGGCGAAAUUGAGCUUGGAUUCUCCAAUGUUUCUCAGGUUGACAUAGAGAUGAUUAUAAGCAACUUGGUACCUGGAGAUGUUCCUCCCAAGGUUCCAAUGGAGCUUCCUCUGCCAGCCACGCAACCGAAACCAAAACCGACGCUCACCCCGAACCCGCCUUCGUCUUCUUCUUCUUCCUUGAGAUCACUGUCAAUGGACAGCCCCGUGGAAUGCUCCUCUUUUCUCUUCAAUGGAAUUCAAACCACUCCCCACAUUCCCAUCCUGCAAAGCCAGCAGCAGCAGCAGCAAUCCAUGGACUCAAUUUUAGCUCAAGCAAGAAACCUCCAGUUCCCCACACCAGAGGCCUUAGAUGAGGCCAUGACAAGAGCCAUCCUCGCAGUUCUGUCAUCACCAGCUUGCUCUUCCUCCUCCUCUGUUCAUCAACCUCUAGAGGGGCUUCCUCAGAACUACCAUUUGAGUGUAAAAGCCAGUGGAUUCAAGAAAUACACGCGAGUUUUAACCCCGAAUCGAAAGCCAAGCUCGGGCAGGCAGAGCUUGCUCAAGAGAUCAUUUGCCUUCUUGAGGAACUUGAAUCUCAUGAGGCUCCAGGAGCGCACGCCACCGACGACGAGUCGACCGACGAGCUCGCAGCUUCACCAUGUCAUGUCGGAGCGGCGGCGGAGGGAGAAACUCAACGACAGCUUCCAGGCAUUGAAAUCUCUACUCCCACCAGGAACAAAGAAAGACAAAGGAUCAGUGCUGACAACCACAAGGGAUUAUUUGAGCUCUUUGAAAGCUCAAGUGGCUGAGCUUAGUCGGAAGAACCAGCAACUGGAAGCACAGCUUUUGCAGAGUGCUAAAACAGAAGAAGAGAGAAGAGAAUUUUCCCAAGAAUCAGAUAGAUUAUUCAGAGUUCGAGUUUCAAACGUUCCCGAAUCGACAUCGGAACGCCAAAUUAUCGAUUUGCAUAUAGCAACUAGAGGAGAAACUCCAUUGACAAACAUAGUCAUUGGGAUUCUUGAGUUCUUGAAGAGGCUUGACAAUGUGAGAGUUGUAUCCAUGGAAGGCAACACCCAGUUAACAGCUUCAAGUUCUAUUAACCAUCUAACUUUGAGAUUAAUCAUUGAGGAGAAUGAAUGGGACGAGUCAGCCUUCAGGGAAGCAGUGGAGAGGAUUGUAUCUGACCUGGCUCGGUGACGUUGACAACACCACCAGUCGCCAUCUCCCAUAAAACAAUUCGUCAACUGCUCAUUUCAUCUCCACCGUCAGUUUUUUUUUUUUUAUGAGAUAUAAAAUAUAGAUUAAUGGUUAUAUUGUUAUUUUGGCUUUUAUGUACUUUUCAUUUUUGUCUCCUAGGCAGGCAAGUUUUGUUCUCAAUAUCAUAUCUCAACAAUAGUAUCAAUAUUAUCUUGGUUUUGAUUUUUACUAAAAAAA